Messenger RNA from Closterium sp. Naga37s-1, 9294 nucleotides. The record is from the annotation of a GenBank genome assembly. Lineage: Eukaryota; Viridiplantae; Streptophyta; Zygnematophyceae; Desmidiales; Closteriaceae.
AUGCUUGUCUCUCACCCUAUCGGACAGGAGAGGGACAGAGGUGGGCGGACAGAGGAGAGGAGGGGUGAGAGAUUCACCGCCAUUCUCCUCCUUGCUCCAUCCCUGCUCUUAUUCCCCCAUCCCCCCAUACCCUCCCUACGCUUGUCUCUCACACUAUCGGACAGGAGAGGGACAGAGGUGGGCGGACAGAGGAGAGGAGGGGUGAGAGAUUCACCGCCAUUCUCCUCCUUGCUCCAUCCCUGCUCUUAUUCCCCCAUCCCCCCAUACCCUCCCUACGCUUGUCUCUCACACUAUCGGACAGGAGAGGGACAGAGGAGAGGGACAGAGGUGGGCGGACAGAGGAGAGGAGGGGUGAGAGAUUCACCGCCAUUCUCCUCCUUGCUCCAUCCCUGCUCUUAUUCCCCCAUCCCCCCAUACCCUCCCUACGCUUGUCUCUCACACGGACAGGAGAGGGACAGAGGUGGGCGGACAGAGGAGAGGAGGGGUGAGAGAUUCACCGCCAUUCUCCUCCUUGCUCCAUCCCUGCUCUUAUUCCCCCAUCCCCCCCUACCCUCCCUAUGCUUGUCUCUCACCCUAUCGGACAGGAGAGGGACAGAGGUGGGCGGACAGAGGAGAGGAGGGGUGAGAGAUUCACCGCCAUUCUCCUCCUUGCUCCAUCCCUGCUCUUAUUCCCCCAUCCCCCCAUACCCUCCCUACGCUUGUCUCUCACACUAUCGGACAGGAGAGGGACAGAGGAGAGGGACAGCGGUGGGCGGACAGAGGAGAGGAGGGGUGAGAGAUUCACUGCCAUUCUCCUCUUUGCUCCAUCCCUGCUCUUAUUCCCCCAUCCCCCCCUACCCUCCCUAUGCUUGUCUCUCACCCUAUCGGACAGGAGAGGGACAGAGGAGAGGGACAGAGGAGGGCGGACAGAGGAGAGGAGGGGUGAGAGAUUCAUCGCCAUUCUCCUCCUUGCUCCAUCCCUGCUCUUAUUCCCCCAUCCCCCCCUACCCUCCCUACGCUUGUCUCUCACACUAUCGGACAGGAGAGGGACAGAGGAGAGGGACAGAGAUAAGCUAUCCUCUCUGCCAUCUCAUGCCCCCACCAUCCUCUCUGCCAUCUCAUGCCCCCACCAUCCUCUCUGCCAUCUCAUGCCCCCACCAUCCUCUCUGCCAUCUCAUGCCCCCACCAUCCUCUCUGCCAUCUCAUGCGCCCACCAUCCUCUCUGCCAUCUCAUGCCCCCACCAUCCUCUCUGCCAUCUCAUGCCCCCACCAUCCUCUCUGCCAUCUCAUGCGCCCACCAUCCUCUCUGCCAUCUCAUGCCCCCACCAUCCUCUCUGCCAUCUCAUGCCCCCACCAUCCUCUCUGCCAUCUCAUGCGCCCACCAUCCUCUCUGCCAUCUCAUGCCCCCACCAUCCUCUCUGCCAUCUCAUGCGCCCACCAUCCUCUCUGCCAUCUCAUGCGCCCACCAUCCUCUCUGCCAUCUCAUGCCCCCACCAUCCUCUCUGCCAUCUCAUGCCCCCCACCAUCCUCUCUGCCAUCUCAUGCCCCCACCAUCCUCUCUGCCAUCUCAUGCCCCCACCAUCCUCUCUGCCAUCUCAUGCCCCCACCAUCCUCUCUGCCAUCUCAUGCCCCCACCAUCCUCUCUGCCAUCUCAUGCCCCCACCAUCCUCUCUGCCAUCUCAUGCCCCCACCAUCCUCUCUGCCAUCUCAUGCCCCCACCAUCCUCUCUGCCAUCUCAUGCCCCCACCAUCCUCUCUGCCAUCUCAUGCCCCCACCAUCCUCUCUGCCAUCUCAUGCCCCACCAUCCUCUCUGCCAUCUCAUGCGCCCACCAUCCUCUCUGCCAUCUCAUGCCCCCACCAUCCUCUCUGCCAUCUCAUGCGCCCACCAUCCUCUCUGCCAUCUCAUGCCCCCACCAUCCUCUCUGCCAUCUCAUGCCCCCACCAUCCUCUCUGCCAUCUCAUGCCCCCACCAUCCUCUCUGCCAUCUCAUGCGCCCACCAUCCUCUCUGCCAUCUCAUGCCCCCACCAUCCUCUCUGCCAUCUCAUGCCCCCACCAUCCUCUCUGCCAUCUCAUGCGCCCACCAUCCUCUCUGCCAUCUCAUGCCCCCACCAUCCUCUCUGCCAUCUCAUGCCCCCACCAUCCUCUCUGCCAUCUCAUGCGCCCACCAUCCUCUCUGCCAUCUCAUGCCCCCACCAUCCUCUCUGCCAUCUCAUGCCCCCACCAUCCUCUCUGCCAUCUCAUGCGCCCACCAUCCUCUCUGCCAUCUCAUGCCCCCACCAUCCUCUCUGCCAUCUCAUGCGCCCACCAUCCUCUCUGCCAUCUCAUGCCCCCACCAUCCUCUCUGCCAUCUCAUGCCCCCACCAUCCUCUCUGCCAUCUCAUGCGCCCACCAUCCUCUCUGCCAUCUCAUGCCCCCACCAUCCUCUCUGCCAUCUCAUGCCCCCACCAUCCUCUCUGCCAUCUCAUGCGCCCACCAUCCUCUCUGCCAUCUCAUGCCCCCACCAUCCUCUCUGCCAUCUCAUGCCCCCACCAUCCUCUCUGCCAUCUCAUGCGCCCACCAUCCUCUCUGCCAUCUCAUGCCCCCACCAUCCUCUCUGCCAUCUCAUGCCCCCACCAUCCUCUCUGCCAUCUCAUGCGCCCACCAUCCUCUCUGCCAUCUCAUGCCCCCACCAUCCUCUCUGCCAUCUCAUGCGCCCACCAUCCUCUCUGCCAUCUCAUGCCCCCACCAUCCUCUCUGCCAUCUCAUGCCCCCACCAUCCUCUCUGCCAUCUCAUGCGCCCACCAUCCUCUCUGCCAUCUCAUGCCCCCACCAUCCUCUCUGCCAUCUCAUGCCCCCACCAUCCUCUCUGCCAUCUCAUGCGCCCACCAUCCUCUCUGCCAUCUCAUGCCCCCACCAUCCUCUCUGCCAUCUCAUGCCCCCACCAUCCUCUCUGCCAUCUCAUGCGCCCACCAUCCUCUCUGCCAUCUCAUGCCCCCACCAUCCUCUCUGCCAUCUCAUGCCCCCACCAUCCUCUCUGCCAUCUCAUGCGCCCACCAUCCUCUCUGCCAUCUCAUGCCCCCACCAUCCUCUCUGCCAUCUCAUGCGCCCACCAUCCUCUCUGCCAUCUCAUGCGCCCACCAUCCUCUCUGCCAUCUCAUGCCCCCACCAUCCUCUCUGCCAUCUCAUGCCCCCACCAUCCUCUCUGCCAUCUCAUGCGCCCACCAUCCUCUCUGCCAUCUCAUGCCCCCACCAUCCUCUCUGCCAUCUCAUGCCCCCACCAUCCUCUCUGCCAUCUCAUGCGCCCACCAUCCUCUCUGCCAUCUCAUGCGCCCACCAUCCUCUCUGCCAUCUCAUGCGCCCACCAUCCUCUCUGCCAUCUCAUGCCCCCACCAUCCUCUCUGCCAUCUCAUGCCCCCACCAUCCUCUCUGCCAUCUCAUGCGCCCACCAUCCUCUCUGCCAUCUCAUGCCCCCACCAUCCUCUCUGCCAUCUCAUGCCCCCACCAUCCUCUCUGCCAUCUCAUGCGCCCACCAUCCUCUCUGCCAUCUCAUGCGCCCACCAUCCUCUCUGCCAUCUCAUGCGCCCACCAUCCUCUCUGCCAUCUCAUGCCCCCACCAUCCUCUCUGCCAUCUCAUGCGCCCACCAUCCUCUCUGCCAUCUCAUGCGCCCACCAUCCUCUCUGCCAUCUCAUGCCCCCACCAUCCUCUCUGCCAUCUCAUGCCCCCACCAUCCUCUCUGCCAUCUCAUGCGCCCACCAUCCUCUCUGCCAUCUCAUGCGCCCACCAUCCUCUCUGCCAUCUCAUGCCCCCACCAUCCUCUCUGCCAUCUCAUGCGCCCACCAUCCUCUCUGCCAUCUCAUGCGCCCACCAUCCUCUCUGCCAUCUCAUGCGCCCACCAUCCUCUCUGCCAUCUCAUGCCCCCACCAUCCUCUCUGCCAUCUCAUGCGCCCACCAUCCUCUCUGCCAUCUCAUGCCCCCACCAUCCUCUCUGCCAUCUCAUGCCCCCACCAUCCUCUCUGCCAUCUCAUGCGCCCACCAUCCUCUCUGCCAUCUCAUGCGCCCACCAUCCUCUCUGCCAUCUCAUGCCCCCACCAUCCUCUCUGCCAUCUCAUGCCCCCACCAUCCUCUCUGCCAUCUCAUGCCUCCACCAUCCUCUCUGCCAUCUCAUGCCCCCACCAUCCUCUCUGCCAUCUCAUGCCCCCACCAUCCUCUCUGCCAUCUCAUGCGCCCACCAUCCUCUCUGCCAUCUCAUGCCCCCACCAUCCUCUCUGCCAUCUCAUGCCCCCACCAUCCUCUCUGCCAUCUCAUGCCCCCACCAUCCUCUCUGCCAUCUCAUGCCCCCACCAUCCUCUCUGCCAUCUCAUGCGCCCACCAUCCUCUCUGCCAUCUCAUGCCCCCACCAUCCUCUCUGCCAUCUCAUGCCCCCACCAUCCUCUCUGCCAUCUCAUGCGCCCACCAUCCUCUCUGCCAUCUCAUGCCCCCACCAUCCUCUCUGCCAUCUCAUGCGCCCACCAUCCUCUCUGCCAUCUCAUGCCCCCACCAUCCUCUCUGCCAUCUCAUGCCCCCACCAUCCUCUCUGCCAUCUCAUGCGCCCACCAUCCUCUCUGCCAUCUCAUGCCCCCACCAUCCUCUCUGCCAUCUCAUGCCCCCACCAUCCUCUCUGCCAUCUCAUGCGCCCACCAUCCUCUCUGCCAUCUCAUGCCCCCACCAUCCUCUCUGCCAUCUCAUGCGCCCACCAUCCUCUCUGCCAUCUCAUGCCCCCACCAUCCUCUCUGCCAUCUCAUGCGCCCACCAUCCUCUCUGCCAUCUCAUGCCCCCACCAUCCUCUCUGCCAUCUCAUGCGCCCACCAUCCUCUCUGCCAUCUCAUGCCCCCACCAUCCUCUCUGCCAUCUCAUGCCCCCACCAUCCUCUCUGCCAUCUCAUGCGCCCACCAUCCUCUCUGCCAUCUCAUGCCCCCACCAUCCUCUCUGCCAUCUCAUGCGCCCACCAUCCUCUCUGCCAUCUCAUGCCCCCACCAUCCUCUCUGCCAUCUCAUGCCCCCACCAUCCUCUCUGCCAUCUCAUGCGCCCACCAUCCUCUCUGCCAUCUCAUGCCCCCACCAUCCUCUCUGCCAUCUCAUGCGCCCACCAUCCUCUCUGCCAUCUCAUGCCCCCACCAUCCUCUCUGCCAUCUCAUGCGCCCACCAUCCUCUCUGCCAUCUCAUGCCCCCACCAUCCUCUCUGCCAUCUCAUGCGCCCACCAUCCUCUCUGCCAUCUCAUGCCCCCACCAUCCUCUCUGCCAUCUCAUGCGCCCACCAUCCUCUCUGCCAUCUCAUGCCCCCACCAUCCUCUCUGCCAUCUCAUGCCCCCACCAUCCUCUCUGCCAUCUCAUGCCCCCACCAUCCUCUCUGCCAUCUCAUGCGCCCACCAUCCUCUCUGCCAUCUCAUGCCCCCACCAUCCUCUCUGCCAUCUCAUGCGCCCACCAUCCUCUCUGCCAUCUCAUGCCCCCACCAUCCUCUCUGCCAUCUCAUGCCCCCACCAUCCUCUCUGCCAUCUCAUGCGCCCACCAUCCUCUCUGCCAUCUCAUGCCCCCACCAUCCUCUCUGCCAUCUCAUGCGCCCACCAUCCUCUCUGCCAUCUCAUGCCCCCACCAUCCUCUCUGCCAUCUCAUGCGCCCACCAUCCUCUCUGCCAUCUCAUGCCCCCACCAUCCUCUCUGCCAUCUCAUGCGCCCACCAUCCUCUCUGCCAUCUCAUGCCCCCACCAUCCUCUCUGCCAUCUCAUGCGCCCACCAUCCUCUCUGCCAUCUCAUGCCCCCACCAUCCUCUCUGCCAUCUCAUGCCCCCACCAUCCUCUCUGCCAUCUCAUGCGCCCACCAUCCUCUCUGCCAUCUCAUGCCCCCACCAUCCUCUCUGCCAUCUCAUGCGCCCACCAUCCUCUCUGCCAUCUCAUGCCCCCACCAUCCUCUCUGCCAUCUCAUGCGCCCACCAUCCUCUCUGCCAUCUCAUGCCCCCACCAUCCUCUCUGCCAUCUCAUGCGCCCACCAUCCUCUCUGCCAUCUCAUGCCCCCACCAUCCUCUCUGCCAUCUCAUGCGCCCACCAUCCUCUCUGCCAUCUCAUGCCCCCACCAUCCUCUCUGCCAUCUCAUGCCCCCACCAUCCUCUCUGCCAUCUCAUGCGCCCACCAUCCUCUCUGCCAUCUCAUGCCCCCACCAUCCUCUCUGCCAUCUCAUGCCCCCACCAUCCUCUCUGCCAUCUCAUGCGCCCACCAUCCUCUCUGCCAUCUCAUGCCCCCACCAUCCUCUCUGCCAUCUCAUGCGCCCACCAUCCUCUCUGCCAUCUCAUGCCCCCACCAUCCUCUCUGCCAUCUCAUGCGCCCACCAUCCUCUCUGCCAUCUCAUGCCCCCACCAUCCUCUCUGCCAUCUCAUGCCCCCACCAUCCUCUCUGCCAUCUCAUGCGCCCACCAUCCUCUCUGCCAUCUCAUGCCCCCACCAUCCUCUCUGCCAUCUCAUGCGCCCACCAUCCUCUCUGCCAUCUCAUGCCCCCACCAUCCUCUCUGCCAUCUCAUGCGCCCACCAUCCUCUCUGCCAUCUCAUGCCCCCACCAUCCUCUCUGCCAUCUCAUGCGCCCACCAUCCUCUCUGCCAUCUCAUGCCCCCACCAUCCUCUCUGCCAUCUCAUGCGCCCACCAUCCUCUCUGCCAUCUCAUGCCCCCACCAUCCUCUCUGCCAUCUCAUGCCCCCACCAUCCUCUCUGCCAUCUCAUGCGCCCACCAUCCUCUCUGCCAUCUCAUGCCCCCACCAUCCUCUCUGCCAUCUCAUGCCCCCACCAUCCUCUCUGCCAUCUCAUGCGCCCCACCAUCCUCUCUGCCAUCUCAUGCCCCCACCAUCCUCUCUGCCAUCUCAUGCCCCCACCAUCCUCUCUGCCAUCUCAUGCGCCCACCAUCCUCUCUGCCAUCUCAUGCCCCCACCAUCCUCUCUGCCAUCUCAUGCGCCCACCAUCCUCUCUGCCAUCUCAUGCCCCCACCAUCCUCUCUGCCAUCUCAUGCCCCCACCAUCCUCUCUGCCAUCUCAUGCGCCCACCAUCCUCUCUGCCAUCUCAUGCCCCCACCAUCCUCUCUGCCAUCUCAUGCCCCCACCAUCCUCUCUGCCAUCUCAUGCGCCCACCAUCCUCUCUGCCAUCUCAUGCCCCCACCAUCCUCUCUGCCAUCUCAUGCCCCCACCAUCCUCUCUGCCAUCUCAUGCGCCCACCAUCCUCUCUGCCAUCUCAUGCCCCCACCAUCCUCUCUGCCAUCUCAUGCGCCCACCAUCCUCUCUGCCAUCUCAUGCCCCCACCAUCCUCUCUGCCAUCUCAUGCCCCCACCAUCCUCUCUGCCAUCUCAUGCCCCCACCAUCCUCUCUGCCAUCUCAUGCGCCCACCAUCCUCUCUGCCAUCUCAUGCCCCCACCAUCCUCUCUGCCAUCUCAUGCGCCCACCAUCCUCUCUGCCAUCUCAUGCCCCCACCAUCCUCUCUGCCAUCUCAUGCCCCCACCAUCCUCUCUGCCAUCUCAUGCGCCCACCAUCCUCUCUGCCAUCUCAUGCCCCCACCAUCCUCUCUGCCAUCUCAUGCGCCCACCAUCCUCUCUGCCAUCUCAUGCGCCCACCAUCCUCUCUGCCAUCUCAUGCCCCCACCAUCCUCUCUGCCAUCUGAUGCGCCCACCAUCCUCUCUGCCAUCUCAUGCCCCCACCAUCCUCUCUGCCAUCUCAUGCGCCCACCAUCCUCUCUGCCAUCUCAUGCCCCCACCAUCCUCUCUGCCAUCUCAUGCGCCCACCAUCCUCUCUGCCAUCUCAUGCCCCCACCAUCCUCUCUGCCAUCUCAUGCGCCCACCAUCCUCUCUGCCAUCUCAUGCGCCCACCAUCCUCUCUGCCAUCUCAUGCGCCCACCAUCCUCUCUGCCAUCUCAUGCCCCCACCAUCCUCUCUGCCAUCUCAUGCGCCCACCAUCCUCUCUGCCAUCUCAUGCCCCCACCAUCCUCUCUGCCAUCUCAUGCCCCCACCAUCCUCUCUGCCAUCUCAUGCGCCCACCAUCCUCUCUGCCAUCUCAUGCCCCCACCAUCCUCUCUGCCAUCUCAUGCGCCCACCAUCCUCUCUGCCAUCUCAUGCGCCCACCAUCCUCUCUGCCAUCUCAUGCGCCCACCAUCCUCUCUGCCAUCUCAUGCGCCCACCAUCCUCUCUGCCAUCUCAUGCGCCCACCAUCCUCUCUGCCAUCUCAUGCGCCCACCAUCCUCUCUGCCAUCUCAUGCCCCCACCAUCCUCUCUGCCAUCUCAUGCGCCCACCAUCCUCUCUGCCAUCUCAUGCCCCCACCAUCCUCUCUGCCAUCUCAUGCGCCCACCAUCCUCUCUGCCAUCUCAUGCGCCCACCAUCCUCUCUGCCAUCUCAUGCGCCCACCAUCCUCUCUGCCAUCUCAUGCGCCCACCAUCCUCUCUGCCAUCUCAUGCGCCCACCAUCCUCUCUGCCAUCUCAUGCCCCCACCAUCCUCUCUGCCAUCUCAUGCGCCCACCAUCCUCUCUGCCAUCUCAUGCGCCCACCAUCCUCUCUGCCAUCUCCGGAUAUUCGAGUUAAACCUCUCUGCCCUCACACACCCUCACCCUCCUCUCUGCCCUCACACACACUCACCCUCCUCUCUGCCCUCCCAUGCCCUCACCCUCCUCUCUGCCCUCCCAUGCCCUCACCCUCCUCUCUGCCCUCCCAUGCCCUCACCCUCCUCUCUGCCUUCCCAUGCCCUCACCUCCUCUCUGCCCUCCCAUGCCCUCACCCUCAUCUCUGCCCUCCCAUGCCCUCACCCUCCUCUCUGCCUCCCAUGCCCUCACCUCCUCUCUGCCUUCCCAUACCCCCACCCUCUUCUCUGCCCUCCCAUGCCCUCACCCUCCUCUCUGUCCUCUCAUGCCCUCACCCUCCUCUCUGCCCUCCCAUGCCCUCACCCUCCUCUCUGCCUUCCCAUACCCCCACCCUCUUCUCUGCCCUCCCAUGCCCUCACCCUCCUCUCUGUCCUCUCAUGCCCUCACCCUCCUCUCCGGUGUCUCAUAAACUCACCAUCCUCUCUGCCCUGCCAUACCCUCACCCUCUUCUCUGCCCUCCCAUGCCCUCACCCUCCCCUUUGCCGUCACAUGCCCCCACCCUCCUCUCUGCCCUCCCCAUGCCCUCACCCUCCUCUCUGCCCUCUCAUAUCCGCACCCUCCUCUCUGCCCUCCCAUGCUGCCACACUCUUCUCUGCCCACCCAUGCCCUCACCCUCCUCUCUGCCCUCACAUGCCCUCACCCUCCUCUCUGCCCUCACAUGGCCUCACCCUUUUCUCUGGAAUCAUACCUACCCCACCAUAG